CCAGCGCGAGGGUGCGUGAGGCGGCGCGGCGGCCGCCGCGUGCGCGAGCCGGGUUGCAGCCCAGCAGGGACUUUCCAGCCGGCGGCGGCGGCGGCGGCGGCGGCCGCCGGCCCUUCCCCGCCCCCCGACAUGGGGCUGCCCGGGGAGCAGGACGCUGCGGACGGCGGCGGAGGACGCGUCCGGCGCCCGUGAGCCGGCCGAGCGGGUGGACCGCGGGAUGAGGAAACUGAGGCCCAAAGAAGUUAUGCCACUUGGUUAAGGUCCCAAAGCAAGUCAGAAACCAGAUCUAGGACCAGAAACUUGGCUCCUGGCUCUCUCUUCUCCUGAGGAUCACUUUCCUGACAAACAAGUGCAGGUUGUCCUAGCUGACAUUUGGGGAUUCAAGUUUCUUCCACCUUAGGACUCUACCAUCUCUUAGGACCUUGGGAUACUCUACAGGAUCCUCUGCAGUUGGGGAAGAAAAGGUAAGGGGCUCCACUCCAUUACUUGAAGGAAAAGGUUGGCAGUGCUUUGCUUCUUUCUUUGUGGAAGCCUGCUUCUCCCUGAUCAAGUUUCCAUAAAUCUCCUUACAGCAUAUGAUACACAGAAUUUCUUUUUCCAAAAAUGGAGUCGAGUAAAAAGAUGGACUCUGCUGGCACACUGCAGCCUAACCCGCCACUAAAGCUGCAGCCUGACCGUAGUGCUGGGUCCGUGUUCGUCCCUGACCAGGGAGGCUACAAGGAGAAGUUCGUGAAGACUGUGGAGGACAAGUACAAGUGUGAGAAGUGUCGCCUGGUGCUGUGCAACCCAAAGCAGACUGAGUGUGGGCACCGGUUCUGUGAGAGCUGCAUGACUGCUCUGCUGAGUUCCUCCAGUCCAAAGUGUACUGCGUGUCAAGAAAGCAUCAUUAAAGACAAGGUGUUUAAGGAUAAUUGUUGCAAGAGAGAGAUCCUGGCUCUUCAGAUCUAUUGUCGGAAUGAAAGCAGAGGUUGUGCAGAGCAGUUAACACUGGGACAUCUGCUGGUGCACCUAAAAAAUGAGUGCCAGUUUGAGGAGCUUCCCUGUGUGCGAGCUGACUGCAAAGAAAAAGUAUUGAGAAAAGACCUGCGGGAUCACGUGGAAAAGGCCUGUAAAUACCGUGAGGCCACGUGUAGCCACUGCAAGAGCCAAGUCCCAAUGAUCACACUGCAGAAACAUGAAGACACCGAGUGUCCCUGUGUCGUGGUGUCCUGCCCUCACAAGUGCAGCGUUCAGACUCUUCUGAGGAGCGAGUUGAGUGCACACUUGUCAGAGUGUGUCAAUGCCCCCAGCACCUGUAGUUUUAAGCGCUAUGGCUGCGUUUUUCAGGGGACAAACCAGCAGAUCAAGGCACAUGAGGCCAGCUCUGCCGUGCAGCAUGUCAACUUGCUGAAGGAGUGGAGCAACUCCUUGGAGAAGAAGGUUUCCUUGCUGCAAAAUGAAAGUGUGGAAAAAAACAAGAGCAUACAAAGUUUGCACAAUCAGAUCUGUAGCUUUGAAAUUGAAAUUGAGAGACAAAAGGAAAUGCUUCGAAAUAAUGAAUCCAAAAUACUUCAUUUACAGCGAGUAAUAGACAGCCAAGCAGAGAAACUGAAAGAGCUCGACAAGGAGAUCCGUCCUUUCCGGCAGAACUGGGAGGAAGCAGACAGCAUGAAGAGCAGUGUGGAGUCCCUCCAGAACCGUGUGACUGAGCUGGAGAGCGUGGACAAAAGUGCAGGGCAGGCAGCUCGGAACACAGGUUUGCUGGAGUCCCAGCUGAGCCGGCAUGACCAGAUGCUGAGCGUCCACGACAUCCGCCUGGCAGACAUGGACCUUCGGUUCCAGGUCCUCGAGACUGCCAGCUACAAUGGCGUGCUGAUCUGGAAGAUACGUGAUUAUAAGCGCCGGAAGCAGGAGGCUGUGAUGGGGAAGACCCUGUCUCUUUACAGCCAGCCAUUCUACACUGGCUAUUUUGGCUAUAAGAUGUGUGCCAGGGUCUACCUAAAUGGGGAUGGAAUGGGAAAGGGGACACACUUGUCAUUGUUUUUUGUCAUCAUGCGUGGGGAAUACGAUGCUUUGCUGCCGUGGCCAUUUAAGCAGAAAGUGACGCUCAUGUUGAUGGAUCAGGGGUCCUCUCGGCGUCACCUGGGAGACGCAUUCAAGCCUGACCCCAACAGCAGCAGCUUCAAGAAACCCACAGGAGAGAUGAAUAUUGCCUCUGGCUGCCCAGUCUUUGUGGCCCAAACUGUUCUGGAAAACGGGACGUAUAUUAAAGAUGAUACAAUUUUUAUUAAAGUCAUAGUGGAUACUUCGGAUCUGCCUGACCCCUGACCAGUGAAAGGGGAGGUAGAUUUAGCAGAAGGUAACUCCUCUGGGGGGUUUUGAACCAGUCUGUCUUCACUGAGGUCCUCACGCUCAGAAAAGGACCUUGUGGAAGGGUGAAAGCAAGAGGCGAAUGUGCGGCCGGCGGGAGGAGCCACACGUGAAAACAGACCCCGACACGUUUUCUAAUAGACUAGCCACACUCCACUCUGAAGAGCUAUUUAUCCUUCAACGAGGUAAAUAUUGCUGUCAGAAAAGGUUUUCAUUUUCAUUUUUAAAGAUGUAGUUAACUAAGGUGGAAGACAUAUAUGCUAAACAAAAGAAACGUGAUUUUUCUUCCUUAAACUUGAACACCAAAAAAAAAGAAAAGGUGGGGAUAGCUGGACAUGUGAGCAUGUUGAGUAAAAGGAGAAUUUAUGAAAUAGUAACAGUUCUGAUAUAUUCAUUCUCAAAUUCAACAGUGCAAUCUUGUUUCAAAUAUAGUAUAUUGUCUAUUUUUAAGGCCUCAUCUGGUCUCUGUUUUAAUAAUUUGCUUGUCAGAAGACCCUGAAGUACACCCAGGUCUUUUUUUUCAAAAGUCUCUAAAUUCAGAAAUCAUUUUUUAAUUUAAAGUUCUACAGAUAAUUGUUACUGCAAACAUUUUAUUUUAAAACGUUGAUAGACUGAUAUUUCUUGGAAGAAAAUGCCAACUAUCAAACACUGGUUAUCACUUGUGAUAGGAAAGAGAAUAUUCAACCUGUUGUUAUUUCUCGUUAGAAAUGUAAACCUUCAAUAUCUGUUGUAGUUAAUGACACUACUUCAAAAUUACUAUGAAAGGGACAUUGCUCAUGGAUGCUGUGCAUCAUUUCAGACUUAUAAUUGUUUUCACCCUAAAAUAGGGCAUUAGUUGAACUUUGGAGUUCUAAACAAAAUCCUAUAGGUUUUUAAAAUUCUGCCCCAUGUUCAGACAAGCUCUCUGUUGCUGACAGCAUGGACCUUUGGUCUCAGUGUCCAGUGUCCGGGGGUGGGCAGGUGGCUUGUGCUGCAGAAGGCCCCAGCAGGUGUUUCUUCAUUCUGUCAUACUGCUGCAUUUGGUUAGUGAUCUCCGAAAGCAACAUCUUUGCUCAGAGAUGGUGGCAUACGGUACAUGUGCCUUAGUUGUGACAUGCUGCUUCUUGACACUAGGUUUGUGUUAAGCGUGAUUCUAGAAAGUGAUAGUUUAACCAGAUGUUUCUCCACUGCUCGGUCUUUGUCUCUACGAGGGCCCUCAGACAACUCCAUAACUGCCAGGGGAAGGCAGGCUCCAUCUGCGGCUUCUUGAGCCUCCACUGCUUAAUUACCACAGAUUCCAAACUCUAGGCCCCAUCCCAAGGGAGGCAGGCGUGGAACAGAGGCCACGCCUCUCUAUGUUCCCAUUUGGGCCCUUAGAGCCCACACAGCUUAAAGCAGAACCCUCUGAGCAUUCCAGAGACCGCUGCUCUGGGGGCCUGCCAAGGCUGGCCAUUGGGCAGCCCCGAGUCACCAUCCUGUUGGGAAGGGUGGCCGGGCUGACAUUCCAGCCUGCACCUGCCCAGACAGCACUCUCAACUCACUGUUUACUGUCUCUCAAUGGUCCAACUGUGAUUAGAAGCCUGGAGCCCUGCCCCUGUGCCCCUUUUGCUAUGCACCACGCUUCAUGGUGCUCUUACACUGAUGGGUGCUACACGUGACGGGUGCUUCUUAGGCAAAACCAAUGUGUGCAAACCACCACGUCUGUGCCACUCGCCCAAAAGACGCGCCCACGAUUGGCCAGCUGGGCUGCGCACUUCAGACUGCCUGCCUCUGGGCUCUCCCCAUGGUCAUGCGGGGAUAGCUGGGUUGGUGCCCGGUGGCCCACUGUGUCUCUGGUGCUGCCAUCUGUCCUGGAUUUGCCUUCGCCCUAGUGCCUGCUGGAAGUGCCCUCCUCUCGCACACCCGUUCCUGUGCUUCCGUGAGCAGCCUCCUUGGUUCCAAACACCUGCCAUGCCUUUCCAUGUUGAACCCUCAGCUCUUCAUCUGCUGGGCCUCUGCCCACUCUCCUUGGAUUGCUGUAGGGUAAGUCAGUGGCUCUGGUUCUGCCUCAGAUGGAGGCAUCAUCUCUGCUCAUAAGGAAAAACUUCCUGUAGAAACUUCAGAGUUCACUGACCCCUUGAAGGCAUCCCUGACUCCUUCCACCUGCCCCCAAGUUCUCCGCCAGAGGCCUGGAAGAGGGAGGGCCUCCCAGUAGUUCCCACCUGGCCUCGGGACAUCCCUGCAACUUCCUUCUUGUUGAAGUCUGCACAAUACAAACAGGGUGAGCAAGGCUAUGGUCUGAUAAAAAGUGCUUUCUUCUUUAAGUUAAGUCCCUUUCUUGAGUGUGGCCUUGAGGUGCUGAAGCUCCACCCCCCCACCCCACUCCCACUCCCAUAGGUGGGACUUUACCAAGGCCCCUUCCUGUGGGAUGUGGUAGAGAAGUAACUGCAGUCCCCUGGGGUGAGGACAUGUGUGUAACAGUGACAUGACCCCAUGCCUUUGUGAGUCCUCUUGUGUGCAAAGAAACUUCUGGUAUGCAUCUCUUGGGAGGUACAGGGCACAUUCUGCCUGUACAUGACUCACACUGCUCACCCCAGCAUUCCUUUGUGCCCCUUCGGUGCUUGCCACUUAGGCCAGUCUUGGACUGUGGUGUCCUGGCAGCAGCCAGCCCUCCCCCCACAACGGGGUCCAGGCCACAGGAAGCACAGGGUGGUCAUGCACUGUGUGUUUUUGGGUGUCCACUUCUCAUUAACAGUGACAGAACUGUCCCCUUCUUCAAAGAAACUUACACAGUGCUUGUUCUAAGGGGAGAUUGUCACAACUUCCUGUUUCCACUGACCUUAUAUAGCACACUUACUCUGGCCAUUCCCUGGACAGGCAUGUGUGGCCUGAAGGCCCAGCCCCCUAUACAGGACAGAUUAGAAGGCAUUCCCAGCAAAGUUAGGUGCUCAGAGAGAAAGAAUGGGGGCUGGGGGGUCCUGGUUGGGCCUCAUUUGGCUCUUUGGGACUAGAGCUGGAAUCGGCUCAAGUGAGCUGGGCUUUCCAGUAUGCCAGGUUCAUUGGUGGUGUAGAAGAGGCCAGGUGGCAAUGAGUGUGAACUGUAGUAAGGCCCAUGGAGCAGAAGGCAAUGCCUCCCCGGCACCCCACCUGCCAGGCUCUCUGGAGCCCCAGGCUAAAUCUGGACACACUGAUGCAGGCUCACCAUGCAAAUAAGCAGAGGGCUGUGGUGAGGGCCCACAUCUUAGUCUCUCUCCAUCCCUUACCCUUUCCCAGAGCAGCUUCUGCCAUCUAGUACUGUGUCCCUGUGACACCAAGAUGGUUGGCUGAAUGAGGACAUUGCUCAAGUGACAUCUUCUGCCUCCUUUUCUCUGCCCCAUCCCAGUUUCUUCUUGGCCUGUGACACCAGAGAGCCAUAGUAUGUAGUGCUGGGGCUCCCACUCAUUGGGUGGCCUCCAUCAGGGCCUGCAAACCCGCUGCCCACCAAGAUUCUCGCUGUAUUGGCUUCCCUUAGACUGUAUGUAACUGGCCUCCUUGAGGACAUGGAAGUCAAGUGCUGUCCCAUAGGGUUGCCAGCCACCCCCCAGACCAUCUCGGCCUGCCCCAAAUUUCUCAGUCACUUGGGACUGGAACAUGCAUCCUAAUGGAUGCCUGCCAUCCUGGGCUUGUCAUUAAUGACACUGGUGGCAGUCACAUGGCAGCCCAGGCAUCCUGAUAGCCAGUGGACAGCACCCAGCAAAGGAGAGGGUGUCUGGGCAGGCUCUUGAACAACUGUGGUGUCCUGCGAUGGGUCACCCAUCAGCCUAGAAAGGGGACCAGGGAGCACACCCAUUCCAGCAGCCAGGCCUACACCUUCUUUCUCCACCUGCACACUGUUGCGACGUGAGGCUGUCAUCAUGUGCCUGGUGAGACAUUUCUGGACCUGGCAGGGUGGAAGCACUGUAGACUUCCUGCUUGUCCCCUGCUCAGCCCUUGGCCCCCAAACACCUCCCUCUGCCUGAGGCAGUUAGCACAUGAGAAAGGGCUCACACAGAGCUUAAGGUACAAUUUUUUUUUUUUUUUUACAUUCGGUACAGAUCUUCUGAGACUGCGGGAGAACUGGGAGGGUCCCAGGCCCCUUUGUGUCUGAGUGUGUGUGAGUGAGUGAGUGAGGGCCUGUCACCCAAAUCCACUUCCCAGCCUAAGACCAUGGUCUGUCUUCCGUUUGCAAAUCUUCGUAGCUCUGUUUCUCCAAAGUAGAAUGUUGCCAAUGGGAGUAUGGGUCAGGUGAGGUCAGUGUCAGCAGGUGACCUGGUCAUUGUUACUGUCUCACCCUGGGUGAUGCUGGCUACUAAGGAGCCAAGUCAUCAGGGACCAUCAGGCGAGGCCAGCAGCCCAUCCCAAAGGCCUGGAAACAUCCUGGGGCAUCGUCCACAUGUUGAGGUAGGCCCUGGGUGCCAUUGCCAGGCAGGUGGGCAAAGCAGCGACCCACAUGGAGUCUGGUUAUACAGUUGAGGAGCCCGAGUGGCCAAGCAGAGCUUGUGUCUCAUUUCCCUGCUGCACCGUGUCUGGAGUCUGUCUUGUGAGCUCACUGUGAAAAGGUUAAAAGUCCAGGAUCGCUGUGCCACUCCCGUGAUUGGUGAUGAUUGGUUUUAUACCUUAGUCCCCUUAGACAAGUAAGAUAACCUUCAACAGAAAACUAAAUGAUGUAAUUGGAAAACACAAAAGCCGGCCUUAUUUCCAAGGAUUUCCAUAAGAAAUAUCUCUAGAGAAUCUCUGUGAGGAAGGAAGUGUGGAGGUCCAUGUAGACAAUCGUGGAAUGUUUCUAGAAUUGCAUUCUUUUCUCUGAUGGUACGCCUGUUGUGUUCAGUUCUAUUACCCAAAAACAAAGACCAAAGAAGGCCAAUCUCUCAUUUGACUCUAUUUUUAAUCUGCCUGUUUUAAAAAUUGCCGUCUGUAGUAACCGCUCGCUGUGAGGACCCAUCUUGACAGUCCAAGUGAUUGUGACCAGUGAUUCGUGUCCUGUGUUCCUCUGCUCUUCUAAGAAAACAAGGACAGUAUGAGUUAUUGCUCAGCAAUAAUCAUGUUGUUACUAGGAGUUAGCAACAUGUCUGAUUUCCUAAUAGCAUUAUUAUGUUCUAUAUUUUUGUUCACUGUAUAUCGUGUGUGGUUUUAUUUGGUAUUUAUUUGUUUUUUGAGGUCUUGCAAUGUUUUUGUGUUUCCAACGCUAAUAACUAAAGUUUGUAAGAUGUAGAAUGCGAAACUUUGAAAUGCUAAACUGUCUUAUUAGAGGAAAAUAAAUCUGA
Molecule: messenger RNA, 7589 nt
Organism: Castor canadensis (American beaver)
Lineage: Eukaryota; Metazoa; Chordata; Mammalia; Rodentia; Castoridae
Gene: Traf3
Product: TNF receptor associated factor 3
Biological process (GO): regulation of defense response to virus; regulation of apoptotic process; tumor necrosis factor-mediated signaling pathway
Cellular component (GO): cytoplasmic side of plasma membrane; plasma membrane signaling receptor complex
Molecular function (GO): tumor necrosis factor receptor binding; zinc ion binding
Source: RefSeq, a predicted model, not a curated record